GUGGGAGGGCUGGGCUGGCUGUCGAGAGCAGCUUACUGGUAGUGAAAGUCGAGUGGGCAGACUGGAUGGUAAAGAAAGACCCUCCUCUCUUCAAUACCGUUGUUCGAGAAACGUGAGGCCCUUCUAAAGAACUCCGGUCCGUCGCCCGGUGAUCUAUUUCAAAGGAAGUUCCGUCGGUUACUCAUUCCCCAGGACACUUACUGGAUCUUUUAUAUAUAUCACUCGUUUUAUCUGACUAACGUUAUAUUAACGGCUCCGGCCAUGGCAGCGAGCGCGAAGCGAAAACAGGAGGAAAAACACCUGAAGAUGCUGCGAGAAAUGACGAGUUUGGCGCCCAACCGAAAGUGCUUCGACUGCGACCAGCGCGGGCCGACCUACGCCAACAUGACCGUGGGCUCGUUCGUCUGCACGUCCUGCUCUGGCAUCCUACGUGGCCUGAAUCCCCCUCACAGAGUGAAGUCCAUCUCCAUGACCACUUUCACGCAACAGGAAAUAGAACUUCUACAGAAGCAUGGAAAUGAGGUAUGCAAACAGAUAUGGCUCGGCCUUUAUGACGACCGGAACUUGGCCAUCCCAGACUUCAGAGAGCCUCAGAAAGUCAAAGAGUUUCUUCAGGAUAAAUAUGAAAAGAAGAGAUGGUAUGUUCCUCCAGAGCAGGCUAGGACUGUGGCGUCGGUUCAUGCAUCGAUCUCUGGUUCGUCUGCUAGCAGCACCAGCAGCACACCAGAGGUCCGACCUCUCAAAACUUUACUGGGGGAAUCAGUGCCCAGUUUACACCUCAACAAAAACACACCUAGCCAGUCUCCAGUUGUGUCCCGCGCUCAGCUGGCCCAUCAGCAGUAUCAGGACAGGAAGUUUGAUUUGCUCAGUGAUCUGGGUGGCGACAUUUUUGCGCCUCCGCACUCGCAGUCCACAGGCAACGCAAACUUUGCCAACUUUGCACAUUUCAACAGUCAUUCGGCUGCGCAGAGUGUGAAUGCUAGCGCAGACUUUGCGAAUUUUGAUGCGUUCAAAAGUUCUGCUGCUCCAACCACAGCAGCAUUUCCAUCAGGUCCGCAUGCUCCAUUUCAGCCCCCACAACCAGUGUACAACAGUCUCCCAUUUAGUCACAGUGUGGGCGAGUUUACCUCAUCGCUGCCUCCACUGGCCAUGCACAGUAGCUCAUCAGGACUAGCUAAUGCCAACUUUGCGAAUUUCGAUAACUUCCACAAGUCGUGCAGUGCUGAUUUCGCCUCGUUUAGCUCCAGCCAGAGUAAUUCAGUAGGAGAUGUGCAUAAAGCGGAUACAGUGAGUGUCCCUGCAGACCGAUAUGCAGCUCUCGCAGACCUCGACAACAUGUUCGGCUCCAAACCUGAGCAAGGUCCAAGUUCAGCUCCUCCGUCAGCAGGUGUGGGUCCUCCACCUCCACAGGCCGCUCUUUUGGGUGGCGAUCGCUACGCUGCUCUCGCUGAACUGGACAAUGUCUUCGGUCCCUCAGUUCCAAAUGUGAGCGGCUACCAAACGGCAACCACAGCACAAGGGGCUGUUUAUGGAUCCUCUUCAGCUGUUCCUCCUGCUCAAGCACAACAGGGUUUACCCAACAUCCCUCAGGGUUUUGCAGGGCCUUCAACGAAUCCAUUCGUCGCUCCUGGGGCUCCACAGGCCACUCCCACUAACCCAUUCCAAGCCAAUGGGAGAGCAGCAGUACCUGGAAUGGGUGUGGCUGCAGCAGCCUCUUUCGGUCCUCCGUCGAUGAGUAUGCCCACUGGUUUUGGAAACACUGCUGCCUACAACCUUCCCACCAGCUUCAGUGGAAACUUCCAGCAGGCCUUUCCUGGACAGCCGUUCAACCAGCCGCAUGCUUAUCCUCAACAACCCAACGGAGGUUUUGCUGCUUUUGGUCAGGGUAAAGUCACUCCGUUUGGACAGAACAUGGGGGGACCAGCAGUAACCAAUAACCCCUUCCUGGCGGGGGCGCCAGCAGCACAGUUUCCUGCAGGAGGUUCCACCACAAACCCCUUCUUAUAGCGUGCGUUUAUCCUGCGGCGGCCGACCUGCGACUCGACCGCACAUCUUGCACUCUUUUGUUUCCCAAGUAGCUUUAAAAAACAUGACUUUCCUAAUGGAUUUUUUAUUGAAUUUUAAAAACAGAAGACUGAAAAAGAUACCAGUGGAAUAAAUACACGAUUCUGGUCACAAACACAGAAAACAAAACAUGUUGCAGAGAAAAGGAGCUCUUUUUUUUCUUUUAACUUUUUAGCUCCUUUUGUCAUUCCUGUGAACUGGCCUGGGCUGGACAUCAUCUGCACCGUACUGCGGAUUUAAUAAGUUAUUGCAAACCUCCCGAUUCAUGUUAAUGCUGCAAUUCUGUAUAUAAUUCUUUGAUAGAACUUGCUCAAUUUUAGGUCUUUGUGCAUAUCAGUAUUUGUAUCUCUAACACACAAAACACAUGCUGCAAAUACGGCGUGGACGUCCGUCAUGCUGUGAAUAACAUUACGCAAGAAUGUGGAAUCCUUUUGGACAUUUUUAGUGUCGCCUUUUUGUGCUUUUGGAGUUUUUGAGAAUGAUGCAAAAAAAAAAACGUUUUCUCCGUUAUGAGGAGUUUUGAAGACUCUUUUUGGAUGUCAACUCAUGAGACUUUGACUCAAGACCACUUAUGUUACAGAAAUCUAACUUAAUGUGUAUAUAUAUAAAUAAAUAUAUAUACUAUAUAUAUUAAAAAGAA
Molecule: messenger RNA, 2704 nt
Organism: Danio aesculapii
Lineage: Eukaryota; Metazoa; Chordata; Actinopteri; Cypriniformes; Danionidae
Gene: agfg1a
Product: ArfGAP with FG repeats 1a
Exons: 14
Coding region: 262-2007 (581 amino acids)
Molecular function (GO): GTPase activator activity
Source: RefSeq, a predicted model, not a curated record